GGACAUAUCAUACCGUUCUCCUUCCGCUUAGUAACUGCUCAGGGCGAUUGCUCUGUUUGCAUUGUGCCGAAGUGUUGUAAUUUACGAUCUGCCGGUUGGUGUGCGUGAGCAACCAAUGUCUAUAUUCACACAUGCUCUGUUAGGCUUAGCGUGCACACGAUAGCCCUGAUUCUAACUGCUGCGAACUCAGUAAGUUGUUCAGGACAACAGGAACAGUACGUGCUGGGCACUCGACCGUUAGCAACUGCAGUCAAAACUAGGCCACACCCGUUGAAUGGUAUAUAAGUUCAAGUGCUGAAAUAGAAAGUGCUAGAAUCCACAGUUCUUUCGGUCAAACUUCAAUCAGACUGCCUAAGAAAGUUAGUCGUGCUCGUGAGCUAACGUCUCUUUAUUGCGUUGUGUGUUAUAUAAUAUUGCGUAUGUGACAGAGUUUCAGAAUCCAGACUGACGUCAUGGCAUUUCGACUGGUGCUGAGAAUAUCUCUCUGGCUGGUGUUGUUAAUCCUUCUAUGUGUCGCGUCAAGCGGAUGUGGACUAAAGAGGGAUAAAGAGGAGCCGGAGAACAAUCAAUCAGAAAGAAACAAAACUACUUCUCGGCGAUUCCCGUUUUCUUGGAGAUCCAGAAAAUUCCCUAUAUUACCUCCACGACUUCGCUCCACUACCACAACCACUACAACAACUACCACAACAACUGAAAAUUCGAUAAAUGUGGAAUUAGAAAAGCAUGGCGAACAGGAGGAUUUUCUGCAGAUUUCAUUUUCUGAAGACAGUCCUGCAGUAUUUUGGCCUGUACGCAGGCGCAUACCUUCUCGUGCUUUCCUUCCACCCAUAACCACAACUACAACCCCUAGGCCGCUACUCAAACUUUUGAAACCCAGACCCUCACGUCCAUUACUGUAUAGCUUGGACGGUUUUGUACCAAAACCCUCAAUUAAGCGGAUAACUACAACUGAAGCUCCAGCCCACAUUAAAGCUCUAUACGAAGCCAGAAAUAAGUAUUACGCCUCCUCUAGGAGAAGAAAGCUGGAUUCAAAUUUAACAUCAGAACCUCCGUCGUCCAAAGCAAGUGUGGGUACAAACAGUAAACCUGUAAGUAUUUAUACAGCUCACAUGAAGAAGGGGGAACCUGGAGUCGACUAUCCAAUCCAUAACUUUAUUCCUACGACCAACUUCGCCUGUGGUAGAGCACCAGGGAGAUUUGCUGAUCCAGAAACCGGCUGUCAGAUAUGGCACAUUUGCCCAGGUGGAUUUCUUGAGCAUCGCCACAGCUUUAUGUGUCCAAACGGUACUAUCUACAACGAACUCAGGGGAGUUUGUGACUGGUGGUAUAACGCACAGUGUGACAAAUCUGUCAGUCGCUUUGAACGAGAUGUGAACUUUGUACUGUCCGAAAACAUUCUGACUAAUCGCCAUGAAGAUGAGGAAACCCCGAUGUUGGAGCAAACAGCCUACAUCCAAAAUGUCGCCUAAGAAACUUGUAAGAACUAACCCACAACCUUACACCUAACGUCUUGGAGUAGUAAUACAAUAAUAAUUUUGUAUGAAACUGACUGGCUAUCCUACUCAAAGGUGUUAAGACCCUCCAAUAGAAUGUCAAAGCUCUCCCUAAAGGCUAGUGUCAGUGACUAAGACCGAGAAAAAAGGAUUAUGAAAUGCGUUUUUGAUGGAGAGAUGAAUACUGAAGGAUUGUAUAUAUUCUUGUAUAUUUCACCUCAAAGUUUAAUCUUAAUAUUUUAUCACACAUUAAAACAUUUUCCAUUAAUAUUCUGAAGUAAUUUCAAGGUCAGUUUUCUAUCCAUUUGAUUCAACAUUACAAACACGUUAUGGGUUUAUUUUAGUUUUCUUUAUAAUUCUGUGUAAAUUGAUUGCAGAAGUUCAUAUCACCAAUAAAGUUUCCUUCAUUAUACAAUA
This is a messenger RNA of Limulus polyphemus (Atlantic horseshoe crab), 1910 nucleotides long. RefSeq lists its product as uncharacterized. The record is from RefSeq and is a predicted model, not a curated record. Bases 453 to 1469 code for a protein of 338 amino acids. Lineage: Eukaryota; Metazoa; Arthropoda; Merostomata; Xiphosura; Limulidae. The transcript is spliced from 6 exons. Gene Ontology annotation, cellular component: extracellular region. Gene Ontology annotation, molecular function: chitin binding.